This is a messenger RNA of Alternaria arborescens, 1803 nucleotides long. RefSeq lists its product as hypothetical. The record is from RefSeq and is a predicted model, not a curated record. The coding region runs from base 1 to 1803 and encodes 600 amino acids. NCBI's taxonomy places the organism in Eukaryota, Fungi, Ascomycota, Dothideomycetes, Pleosporales, Pleosporaceae. The transcript is spliced from 4 exons.
AUGCGUUCCUUCAAGUCCAAAGUGCUGGCAGCGUGCGCGUGGGCGGCACCUGCAUUCUCCGCCGUCAUACCUCAACACGAACGUCAAGUUACUCGCCCGGACGGAAACCUCUUGCAGCUAGACCUUCAACAAAACUACGCGCAAGCUACCUUCAGUGUCCCCUGCACUGGAUGUCUUGGCCACGAUCACACGGGCCAGGAUGACGAGUCUUUGAUCUUAAGCUUCGCAAGUCAUGCCCAGGAUCAAGCUUGUGGUUCUUCCAACAUCACCCUAAACGGAGUUUAUCUUCCCCAAGAGUGGAACGGUGACUUCGCAUCUGGCUCCGGAUCCUACCAAGGCCUCACCGAUCUCACACAGAAUGAAUGGUUUCUGCAGCGCGAUUUGGAUCUCGAAUGGGAGACGGCUUGUCUUCACGCCACUGAGGAAACGGAAGCUGCCCAGGUAGUGACGGUCAACAUCAAGGCCAUCGACGGCAAGGCCAUCGACAGACCUUCCGGUUUUACAAUCUCCUUCAAGCAGCAAACAUCACCCCCUUCCCUACUCAGACUUGAGGCUAUUCCCAACCCCUCAGCGAGCAACAAGGACGUAGCUGAAUCCUGGCGUGAACCCCCUCAAUCUCUGCGUCUCGCCCUGUCCACCACCAACCAGACAUCCAAAGGAGAGGACAAGGCCCAGUCACUUGAAGACAAAAUCCGCGAGUUGAAAGCCCUUGAGAUAGAACUUGAGGCAAUUCAGUCUCUCAUCGCCGAAAAGAAGAAGCAGAUUCAUUCCCACUUUCGGCAAGAAGCGCAGGAAUUGUCGCACGAGUUGAGUGAAUGUGACGGCAUCUCGUGCAUCGUCAAGACUAUUGCCCACAAAGCUCACGGCGCUUGGAAAAUUGUGUCUUUUCACUUCAAGCCCGGCCACCAAUCGAAAGACAUGGGUAGUUCUGAGGAAAUGUUUGCGCAAGCACAUGGUCAUGCUGCACAGGUAGCACAGAUGUCUGGAGACCACCUGAAGGUUGGAUCGCCAACGCCCCACGUAUACGAGGCGAAAGCGAAUGAACUUCCACCCCGGCCAUCCAAGACAUCUCCCUACCUUCUCGCCCUUGAGAUCACUCUGGGUGUUCUGUGCUGUGGCUGCCUCGUCGCCGUAAUCCGGCACAAGUGUAGCAGCCUGAGAACAAGGACUGAGCGCGCCGCCGCUCGAGAAGAACGCCUCAACGCUCGCGCUUAUCGCCGCGCAGCGCGACAACACGCAUGGCGCAGCUGGUGGCGCGGCAACUGGGCUCGACGAGACAACCAGCGUAUCGCGGACUACGAGGAGAAACGCGCGCUGAUCUCAGAACAGGAGAGUGUGCUGGAGGACGCGAUGCAGGAAGAAAUUAGGCAGUUGAGGGCCGCACAUGACGUGGUGAAUGAUCUCGUAAGAGAUGCUGAAGAAGGACGGGCCAUCAAUCGCACACCCUGCGAUUGUCAACGCCAACAGUCGCGGGCACCAUACUCGCCCCUCUCCACAGCAUCAACCUACCCACCUACCUCGUUACCCGAGAUUCCCUCUAGGCCACUUUCCCGAACAGAGAGCCUACCAAGCUAUCGCUCAGGCACGCCCACAGAGCCCCCGAGUUAUGAUUCGGAUCUCGAGGCGUCAGACGUCGUAGCCAACGGCUUCAGGCACUACGCGACUGCGUCUACCACGUCCGAACGAAGCUCGCAUUGGACACCCGACAGUAGUGUCGUCGAUGUAAGCCCCAGGCCGAGCGCGGAAACGCUCAGGUACCCAGUGAGCAUAUUGACCCUUGACGAAGAGUCGGACGCUGAUUGA